GCUUCCUCCCCGCAACCCGGUGAAAGCCAACGCAAUGUUCGGUGCGGGGGACGAGGACGACACCGAUUUCCUCUCGCCGAGCGGCGGUGCCAGAUUGGCCUCACUUUUUGGACUGGAUCAGGCAGCUGCUGGCCAUGGAAAUGAAUUUUUCCAGUACACAGCCCCAAAACAGCCUAAGAAAGGCCAGGGAACGGCAGCAACAGGAAAUCAGGCAACACCAAAAACAGCACCAGCCACCAUGAGCACUCCCACAAUACUGGUCGCAACAGCAGUCCAUGCAUAUCGAUACACAAAUGGUCAAUAUGUAAAGCAGGGCAAAUUUGGUGCUGCAGUUCUGGGGAACCACACAGCCAGAGAGUAUAGGAUUCUUCUUUAUAUCAGUCAACAACAGCCAGUUACGGUUGCUAGGAUUCAUGUGAACUUUGAGCUAAUGGUUCGGCCCAAUAACUAUAGCACCUUUUAUGAUGACCAGAGACAGAACUGGUCCAUCAUGUUUGAGUCGGAAAAGGCUGCUGUGGAGUUCAAUAAGCAGGUGUGCAUUGCUAAGUGCAACAGUACCUCUUCCCUGGAUGCAGUGCUCUCCCAGGACCUCAUUGUGGCAGACGGCCCUGCUGUAGAAGUUGGAGAUUCUUUGGAAGUGGCCUAUACCGGCUGGCUCUUUCAGAAUCAUGUGCUGGGCCAGGUUUUCGACUCCACUGCUAACAAAGAUAAGUUGCUUCGCUUGAAGUUAGGAUCAGGAAAAGUCAUCAAGGGCUGGGAGGAUGGAAUGCUGGGCAUGAAAAAAGGAGGAAAGCGAUUGCUUAUUGUCCCUCCAGCCUGUGCUGUUGGCUCAGAAGGGGUAAUAGGCUGGACUCAAGCAACGGACUCGAUCCUGGUGUUCGAGGUGGAGGUUAGGCGGGUGAAGUUUGCCAGAGAUUCUGGCUCUGAUGGUCACAGUGUUAGUUCCCGCGAUUCUGCAGCUCCGUCUCCCAUCCCUGGUGCUGACAACCUCUCUGCUGAUCCUGUUGUGUCACCACCCACAUCAAUACCUUUCAAAUCAGGGGAGCCAGCUCUUCGUACCAAAUCUAACUCCCUCAGUGAACAACUUGCAAUAAAUACAAGUCCCGAUGCAGUCAAAGCCAAGUUGAUCUCUCGGAUGGCUAAAAUGGGCCAGCCCAUGCUGCCCAUCCUUCCACCACAGCUGGAUUCCAAUGAUUCAGAAAUCGAAGAUGUGAACACUCUGCAAGGAGGUGGGCAGCCUGUGGUGACUCCGUCCGUCCAGCCCUCUCUUCAUCCGGCCCAUCCAGCGUUACCACAGAUGACCUCACAGGCACCUCAGCCAUCUGUUACUGGGCUCCAGGCACCUUCUGCUGCCUUAAUGCAAGUGUCAUCUCUCGAUUCCCACUCAGCUGUAUCUGGAAAUGCCCAAUCCUUUCAGCCCUAUGCAGGUAUGCAAGCCUACGCUUAUCCCCAGGCAUCUGCCGUCACCUCCCAGCUGCAGCCCGUUCGGCCUUUGUACCCAGCACCGCUCUCUCAGCCUCCCCAUUUCCAAGGAUCAGGUGAUAUGGCUUCAUUUCUCAUGACUGAAGCCCGGCAACAUAACACUGAAAUUCGAAUGGCAGUCAGCAAAGUGGCUGAUAAAAUGGAUCAUCUCAUGACUAAGGUUGAAGAGUUACAGAAACAUAGUGCUGGCAAUUCCAUGCUUAUUCCUAGCAUGUCAGUUACAAUGGAAACAAGCAUGAUUAUGAGCAACAUCCAGCGAAUCAUUCAGGAAAAUGAAAGAUUGAAGCAAGAGAUCCUUGAAAAGAGCAAUCGGAUAGAAGAACAGAAUGACAAGAUUAGUGAACUAAUUGAACGAAAUCAGAGGUAUGUUGAGCAGAGUAACCUGAUGAUGGAGAAGAGGAACAACUCACUUCAGACAGCCACAGAAAACACACAGGCAAGAGUAUUGCAUGCUGAACAAGAGAAGGCCAAGGUGACAGAGGAGUUAGCAGCGGCCACUGCACAGGUCUCUCAUCUGCAGCUGAAAAUGACUGCUCACCAAAAAAAGGAAACAGAGCUGCAGAUGCAGCUGACAGAAAGCCUGAAGGAGACAGAUCUUCUCAGGGGCCAGCUCACCAAAGUGCAGGCAAAGCUCUCAGAGCUCCAAGAAACCUCUGAGCAAGCACAGUCCAAAUUCAAAAGUGAAAAGCAGAACCGGAAACAACUGGAACUCAAGGUGACAUCCCUGGAGGAGGAACUGACUGACCUUCGAGUUGAGAAGGAGUCCUUGGAAAAGAACCUCUCAGAAAGGAAAAAGAAGUCAGCUCAAGAGCGUUCUCAGGCCGAGGAGGAGAUAGAUGAAAUUCGCAAGUCAUACCAGGAGGAAUUGGACAAACUUCGACAGCUCUUGAAAAAGACUCGAGUGUCCACAGACCAAGCAGCUGCAGAGCAGCUGUCUUUAGUACAGGCUGAGCUACAGACCCAGUGGGAAGCAAAAUGUGAACAUUUGUUGGCCUCCGCCAAGGAUGAGCACCUGCAGCAGUACCAGGAGGUGUGCGCACAGAGAGAUGCCUACCAGCAGAAGCUGGUACAACUUCAGGAAAAGUGUUUAGCCCUCCAGGCCCAAAUCACAGCUCUCACCAAGCAAAAUGAACAGCACAUCAAGGAACUAGAGAAGAACAAGUCCCAGAUGUCUGGGGUUGAAGCUGCUGCAUCUGACCCCUCAGAGAAGGUCAAGAAGAUCAUGAACCAGGUGUUCCAGUCCUUACGGAGAGAGUUUGAGCUGGAGGAAUCUUACAAUGGCAGGACCAUUCUGGGAACCAUCAUGAAUACGAUCAAGAUGGUGACUCUUCAGCUGUUAAACCAACAGGAGCAAGAGAAGGAAGAGAGCAGCAGUGAAGAAGAAGAAGAAAAAGCAGAAGAGCGGCCACGAAGACCUUCCCAGGAGCAGUCAGCCUCAGCCAGUUCUGGGCAGCCUCAAGCACCCCUGAAUAGGGAGAGGCCAGAGUCCCCCAUGGUGCCCUCAGAGCAGGUGGUCGAGGAAGCUGUCCCGUUGCCUCCUCAGGCCCUCACCACUUCCCAGGAUGGACACAGAAGGAAAGGGGACUCAGAAGCUGAGGCACUCUCAGAGAUAAAAGAUGGUUCCCUUCCACCCGAACUGUCUUGCAUCCCAUCCCACAGAGUUCUAGGGCCCCCGACUUCAAUUCCACCUGAGCCCCUAGGCCCUGUAUCCAUGGACUCUGAGUGUGAGGAGUCACUUGCUGCCAGCCCAAUGGCAGCUAAGCCCGACAACCCAUCAGGAAAGGUCUGUGUCAGGGAAGUAGCACCAGAUGGCCCACUACAAGAAAGCUCCACAAGACUGUCCCUGACUUCAGACCCCGAGGAGGGGGACCCACUGGCCUUAGGGCCUGAAAGCCCAGGAGAGCCUCAGCCUCCACAGCUCAAGAAAGAUGAUGUCACUAGCUCCACCGGUCCCCACAAGGAGCUGUCAAGCACAGAGGCAGGUUCCACAGUUGCAGGAGCAGCCCUCAGACCCAGCCAUCAUUCCCAGCGUUCCAGUCUCUCUGGGGAUGAAGAGGAUGAACUGUUUAAAGGGGCAACUCUGAAAGCUCUGAGGCCCAAAGCACAGCCUGAGGAGGAGGAUGAAGACGAGGUGAGCAUGAAGGGACGCCCGCCCCCAACGCCCCUUUUUGGAGAUGAUGAUGAUGACGAUGACAUUGACUGGCUGGGAUGAAGACCCAGGAAACUGGUGCAAAGGUUUCUCUGCAACCCUUCCCUAAGCAUGAUUUUGCACAGCCAACCCUGGGUCUAGGCGAACCACAGGGUGAGGUCAAGGUGAGCAUUCUGGGAACAAUAUUUGGGCUCAGAGGGUGGGUUGGCCACCUUCUGAGCCCCACCCCCGCCAGACCUGGUGAAGAGGAUCAUAACCCUGUCUUCAAGAACACUGGGAUUUCAGCAGCAAGUUGGAAGAAGGACUGGUAGGUUCCCCUCCAAGCCAGUCACCUGUAAGAGUCCUGUCCUCUGCCAGACUUUUUAAUCUCUUCAUUAACUCUCAGACUGACCUGGGAGCCCUCCUCUACCUGAAUCCAGUGCUCAACUGUGCCCCGGCAACAAGACCUGGGCUGAGGUCUCCCUGGUAGAACUAAGGGAGAUUACACCAUCUAAAUCCCAGUGCAGUCAACAGCCUGGCCUAUAGUCCUGGGACAUGUAUCUUCUUCUUUGCCUUAAAUCUGAUACAAGAGGUCAAUGACUUUGAAAAUAAAACUAAAAUAAAUGUCUAUAAUGAAACUUGACCCAAGCCCUUGGAGAAAAAUUGAGUUUGGUUCCAAGGGCUGUCUGUGCUCUUUUGGGAAUCUAAGGGUAGGAGUCUUACAGAUCUGGGUCAGUUAAUGUGCACAAAACGUUGUGGCAUAUUUACUCCCUUUGAUACCUAACCCUGGAACUUUUAGGCUUUCAAAGAAAGUCACCACUGUAGUCCUAGCUCAUCCCUGGGGCAUGAUGGUUCUGUGAGGACCAGUCCAGUCAUCCUCUUGCUCCUGCAGGCUUAGUCCUGCAGUCUAGGAAGCCAUGCAAAGAAGGUGAGAGGGUCCCUUCUUUCCAUUGUUCAUGGCACCUGAGGGAUUCUUCACUUUGAGAGCAGCUUCCAUUCCCUUAGAACUCAUGGGACCAGGACUUAUGCAGAGAACAGUAGUGAGAAAAUACUUGUGGUCAUUUUCUUGAUUCCAGGAUCUUCCAAAGAUUAUGCAAUCAGUCUUUAAAAAAACAGAAUAAUUAAUUUUAAUAAAAAAUGUUUCUUGAUUUUAAAUGUUUUAAAAGAUAGGACCCAAAAUUCCACUUCAUCUGGCCUGGCAUCAUCCUUGCAGGCUUUGGAUAUGUCUCCCGUGUGCGGACCUGGGAGGCAGUGAGAACUAAUUAUUUCUUUGUUGCUUAACAAAAGGCGGUGCUGUUUGGCACUUUCACAGACUGGCUUAUCUCCAGCAACCACUGCAGAAGACAGUGUUAUCACCAUUUUAUAGAGGAGAAAACUGAGACUUAGAGAGGUAAAGUAAUUUGCCCAAAGUUACAUAUCUAGGAAGCCUCAGCACAAGAAUUCAAAUCCUGGCCAUCUGAUUCCAGAGCCUGGGCUCUUGGCCAGCACAGCCUGACUGUCACUGGUUGGGGGAAGGGGCGGUGAUGCUUUUAGAAACAGGCUUCUUGAGACACCAGGCAGCUUUCCAGUUCCCUGCAAACAUGGGGGAAUGCCCUGAUCAGUCCUAAAGGUGUGACAUAGUCUACUUUCUAGGGCAGUUAUUUCUUAUUGUAAAUUAACUAGUGGCUAUUAUAUUUGCUUCUGCCCGCAGGGAGAGAAGAUGCUGAGUAAUUGUGCCAACACAGGUGCUUAAAGUCCGUGUGACAGUUACUUUUCUUAUAGCAUGUACUCAAUUAAUACUUGUUACAUGAAUGAAGAAUGACUUGACUUGCCUCAGUUGGCAUUCUGGGGUGUCUACCUGGGUGCAGCAUUUCAGGGCUGGGUUUCCCUGAGCAGAGUUGUCUUUGUAGCAGAUGGAUGGACUCUGUCCUCAGACAGGCUUAUAAAGAGUACUACCAGUUCUAUUAGCCCCACUCAGCCCCUGCAGUUGUUACAAGGGUUCAUGUGCUUUCUGUUGGAAUUAGGAGAACAGAACAGUCAUAGACUAUUUAAAAAUAUAUAUUUACUAAAAUGUAUUUGUUUGUUUUUAAUUCCCAAAGCUUACAACCAUCUUUUCAUCUAAUCUGUGAGGUAUUUAGUAUACAGCAGUGAUUUUCUCUCUUUCCUUUUUUAUAAAGUGAAGAGGUUCAACUAUCCAGAGAGUCCCAUCUAACUCAAAAAAUGUAAUGGCUUUGGUUGGAUUGCAUCUUCAGUCAGUACCUGCCCAUGGCUUAAUCAGUAUUUUAAGUGAAUGAAUCAUGUUUCCCCACUAGAUCAUUACGAGUAAGCAGUAAGUAAUAAAUAGAGAAUAUUAAGUAUUGAACAUUAUUAGAUGCAGCUUUUUGUUCUGCAUAGAAGAAAGAUGAGGAUAAAGGAGGGCAUUGAGGCCACGAAGAGCUUCCCAGACACCCACGGCCAUCAGAUCAUCUUCUUCCUGCAGGCAGUGCCUUCUGGUGGAAGGAGCUCAGUCUAUCAGAGAAUAAACCAGGAGCCUGAAAGCAGUCCUGUGUCUCUGCCUUUAAUCAGCUGUCACUUAUUCUCUCCCCAAGAAAGGGAAAUAGGUCUCAGCAGUUUCUGCCAUCCAUCAUGAAUCAAUGAAAUCAUUUCAUUAAAAAUUUUUUUGUAUGAAUGUGCAAAAUUGCCAACUAGGAGUUCAAUGGGAAAAAUAAAAAAAACUUAGUUUGUCAACAUGAUCCAUAGACGAGAUGAUCUUCAUGUGUUCCAAAGGCAGAAAGGUGAGAAAAAGGAUCUAGCUUGGUCUCUGUCCCUCAAAGACAGAAGAGGUCAGGAAGUCCAAUGGGCGAUGCUCCUGUAGAUAAGGCACAAAGCAGGAGAGCUGAGGGUGUCCAGGUUCCAUGCCCUGCAUCACCAAGAACCCUUCUCCCUGGCUUGAAAUCUUUGGAAAUUCCUGGUUUGAGUCACAGAGAAGCAUUGUCAUGGGCUCAGUAACCCUGCCACCCCUGUUAUCUCCAUUCUCCCUUUGGUCACAGCAGCUGUCUUAAGACACAAGACCAUGCCUGGGCCCUACGUAGGCUGGCUGAGAAGGAAGGUUGCUGCAAUGGCUUCCGAACUCCAGGGAGCAAGUGCUGGCUUCAGCUCAAAGUUUCCAGGGGCUGGGAAUAAGGUGGAGGAAUAGCCAUCAGAAGAAAGGGCAGUUGGAAGUAUAGUGUCUGGAAGAGGGGGCUCCAUGUCCCUCCAGCCUCAGUGCCUGCACGUUCCUCACCAGCUAAGCUGUGCUGAGAAGUGGGUAAGCUAGGUAGUAGCCCACAGCAGAGCCCAAGACCACACCAAGGAAAAUCCAGGUGUUGUAGGACAUUACGGCCAGCAUGAUGAAGUAGCCGAUGACCACCUGGAUGACAUGGAUUAGAGACUGGCCAAAGUGACACAAAUACCACCUAGAUAAAAAGGAGAAGCAAGUUAAUCCUGGUAAUGAGCUGGUAAUGAGGAAGCUGGGAGUAGAUAUCAGGGAGUAGAAAGCUGUUGAGUUACGUGACCCGAUUGAUUUAUAACUUGUAUGCUUAACCCAGGAGUGAUUUCUUUCUGCCCCUCCCACCCCCGCCCCCAGAAAAAACUCGAGAUUUAUUUUUAAAGAGACAUAUCUUCACUACAUUUGGUUUCAAGCUUCCUGGCAUCCUAGGCAAAGGGGAAAAUGAGGGUAUCUAUAAUCUGUCUUUCUGAUAAGGAAUAAGAGAAAAUCAUCAGUAAGGCAUAUUUCCCCCCUGAAUCUACUUCGGGAGGCAGUAUGACAAUGGAAAGAAAAAGCAUGGUCUUAGGUGACAUUAUCAGUUCCUAGACCUGCCACUAACUAAAAGUGGCCUAGACAAAUGUCUUAACCUCUCUGAACGUAAGAUUCCUUAUCAGUAAAACAGGAAUGAGAAUACUUCCCUUGCAGUGCAGUUGUGAAGAUCUGAGACACCCAUGUAGGGUGGCUAGUGAUGGAGCGGGCAGGCUUAUUAAGCACAGGUGAGGCUGGGGCUGGACAGAGGGCAGAACAGGGACCCUAAAUGGUUGCCUGAUUCGAGUGGGAAGGGAGGAGAGGAGAGCUUGUCAUCCUCCUCCCACCAAGUGGGAUACAUUGCUUCAGGACAGCUGCAGAUCCCCUCCUGGAUAUGGGAGCCUAGUGACCCAUGGAACUGGUGAGAUUUGGGGGAGGGUGGGUGGCCACCUCAUUUGCUAGAUAGGGGCCUGCACCUGAAGAUCACUGUUCCCUAAAGAAAGCCUUCUGAGCCUCUCAAGUGGCUGGCUGUUCACAGAGUGCUUUGGCCUGGGCAUCAGGAGACAUGAGCUCUAGUUCACUUGGCUAUGUGUAGCCACUUUGGCAAGUCCUGGUCCUUCCCUGGGCCUCGCUGUCCUCUCUGUGAAGUGGGGCUAAUGCUGUCUGGGCCAGCCUGUCUCUCAGGGUGAAUGUGAGGCUUCUGCCCCUUUCCCAUACCCACUGCCUGUACCUGUGGUGGGUUCUGCCAACAGGGAAUGAAUCUGAGCCUGCAGAGUCCCCGUCUGUCUCUGCGAUGGUCUGCUGGCUGAUGGAGGUUGGCAGGUUCACCAGUACCUGGUUGAGCAGCUUGGCUUUGCCAACCUUGAUGCCUUCAUACAGUACAGCCAGAAGCAGGAGCACCAACACCGAAAGGGCCAUGCCUGUCAAAGGAGGCAGAGUUGUGGAGACCUGGCCAGGCCAGCACUGUUUCCCUUCCAGCACCUCCACCUGUUCAUGGAAUCCACUCCAUCCACCUCUAUCCUGCACCUUCUUCCCCACCCUUGCUGAGUUCCGAACUUCUUCACUGUCUUCACCAGACUUUUCUUAGCUGGAGUGUGGCUUUGAGAUCAGGAAGAGAAGCCACCUGAAAAAUCCAGGGGCUGAGGGUGAAGAAGCCACGUACCAUUACCCCACCCACUCCCCCAGCAGGCUGCACAAAUCUGUCGUGACUUCUUGUUAAGUGAUGAGUACUGCAAGGUCCUAUUUAUAUGUAAGUAUGCAAAAAAUGUCUGGAAGGAAAGAUAAAUAGCACAAGAGUAAUAGUUAUCUCAGCAAAGUAGGAUACAGGUGGUUUUUAUGUUCUUGCCUAACUUUCUAAGGUUUCUUUUAUAUAUAUUACUUUUAUAAUAGGGGAAAAACCCAAUAAAUUAUUUUACCAAAACUA
Messenger RNA from Homo sapiens (human), 8766 nucleotides. It is a transcript of the gene FKBP15, whose product is annotated as FKBP prolyl isomerase family member 15. NCBI's taxonomy places the organism in Eukaryota, Metazoa, Chordata, Mammalia, Primates, Hominidae. Gene Ontology annotation, cellular component: growth cone; actin cytoskeleton; endosome. The record is from RefSeq and is marked validated. Gene Ontology annotation, molecular function: peptidyl-prolyl cis-trans isomerase activity. Bases 35 to 3694 code for a protein of 1219 amino acids. The transcript is spliced from 28 exons.